GACCGUAAGAGCUGGCGUCUCGCCCGGAAAUUCGCAUGCAAAGAGUCCGGUGUGCUGCGACCUUUCUUUUUUUCAGAAGUCAAUUUCUCGAUUGCUUCUGCCCCUUCUUGCUCCGGGUAGGCAGGUUUAACGUUUUUCUCUCCACGCAGGUCAUUUCUUUGCCUGGAGCUGGCAGGCGGCGGGUGCGGGAUGUCCGUCCUUGGUCGUUGUGCCCUCGUGCGUCGCGCGAUGCGCGAGGGCCAGUCCCUUCUUCCCCUGAACAAACAAGACUGUGGAAUCUGUUCGUUUUUCUUGCAGAUGCUUCUCACGCAGAGUUCGGAGUGUGUGUGUGAGGUGCCGACGAGUCGUUUCGCGCUCUUCCACUCUCUCUGACGCCGUGUCUCCCCGUCCUUUCGACUCGACGUUUUGUCUCCAUGCCCUGGUGUCUCUGCCACAGCUUUUCUGAAAACCUUUCUUCUUCGCGUUUCUUCUCUUUUCCUCCCGACGCUUCUGCGUCUUUCGUGUGAGUCCUCAUCCGCUCCAUCUUCCGCCGUUCUCCCCUUCAACCUCCUGCCUCCGUUUCCAGCCUUCCACGCGACCGUUCUCUCCGCGUCUUUCUCUUCCCCUCUCGCGCCGCUCCAUCACCUUCUCCGGAUCAAAAAGCUUGUCUUGUUUUCUGAAGAAUGCCGAAUUCCCCUCGUUUCGAAAUGCGUUCCUCAGUCCCUCACUCGGCCAGCCAUUCCGUCGCCGGCGACUUUUGCAGCCGCCGAAGCUCUCCUCUGCCUUUUUCUCGUGGUGCCUCUCCUCGGCCGUCUUCCUCCAUCUCCGCGUCUUCGUGCGUCAAGAGUGAAACCCAGGGUCGCGAGCUUCCUGCUGGACGCCUCUCCUCUGCAGCCUCUCGGAGUCCUUCCUGCCGGCGUCGGCCCUCCUCGACUUCACUCUCUGCGACUAUGAAGCCUUCUGGCGUUCGUUCUGCUUCUUCAACAGCAGCUGCAAGUGAAAUUGCUUCUUCAGAGCCUUUGUCUGUUCUUCCUCUCAUAUCCGCGGCCGUUCCACUCUCCUCUGUCUCUCUCUCGUGUGCAUCUGUCUCUUCCCUGCGGUCUUCUGUUUCUUCCUUCUGUUCGUCUGUCCUUCCGUCUCUCCUCGUUUGCUUUCUGCUUCUCUGUGUCUUCCCCUCCUCGGGGCAUGCGCAUCUCCUUCAGCUCUCCAGGGACGCUCACGCGCUGCCUCUCAUCCGUACGCUCUCCUCGAACCUUCUGCAGUCCAGACUCGCGUUUCCUGAUCAAACUCUCUUUCCCUACUCGUCUCUGUCUCUUCCUGCUUCACCUGCCUCGUCGGCGCUCGCUCUCCCGACUUCUUCAGUCUCUUCUGGACCGGCUGGCUCUCCAUCUUCGCACACGUCGGAAACGACUCCUCUGCAUGCGCUCGCCGCUGCACUGCCCCCCUCCCGUCUCUCUCCUCUGCAAGCAAACUCCGGAAAGGACGCUCGGAACGCAGUAACGUCUCCUGGGCGUCAAUGUGGUGACUCUCUUGCAGGUUCUCUUCCACCAGUCGCGGACGCGCGUCUCCACUCGAGGUGCGACGAAGAGACAGAAGGCGUCGCACCUUCGAAUCUCCACGCGUCUCUUCUCGCGCCCACCGCUGCCUCUGCAUCCAAUCCAGAUGGCUUCUCGCAGCGCGACGGAGACCUCCAGUGGCUGUUCUCCCUCCGCGGAGGCGCCGGGGGCCUCGGUCCCUCUUUUUCGAGGCGACUGCCGGCUUUCCGGAGACGUCAGGCCCUCUCCAAAGUCGGGGACCGAGUGUCGACCGCGAACGCGCGGUUCGUUCGCCGGCCGCUCUCCCGCCUCGCCUCCUUCUGCCUGGGUGUGCCAGCGGUUACGCGUUUCUACUGCGCUGCCUCUGUGCUGCUGACUCUGCUGUCGUCACCGACGCUGGCGAGCUUCGUCUGCACCAAGACACCUGGCAUUCUCGGGCGCCCGCGAGACUCUUCCCAGACACAGCCUGGGCGCACCCCACAGUCUCCUCUCGCCUUCCCGCCCCCGCAAGGAGCCGAGCCCGAGGGCCUUCUCGCGCCCGAACAGCUCGCCAUGCAUGCGCCGCGCGUGCUGCGGGCCUUCGAGUUCUGGCGCCCAUUCACCGCGGGGACUUUCUUCGGGGCGCCAUCUCUCGGGACGGCUCUGCGGAUCUACGGAGCGUACACGAGUCUCCGGCACCUGGAGGAGACAGCCGCGCUCGCUCCGGGCGCGCUGGGCUCGAUUCGGGCACUUGACGGUUCUCGCGCCGCGACGAAGCCUCUCAGGCGAGGGCUGGGCGCCGCGGCGCGGGGGGACUGGAGUGCCUCGUCGCGCGGUUCAUUUUUGCUGAAGAAAUCCGAGAACGCCGGGGAAUCCGCCACGGCGCGAGGCCUCGCGGAAGCCUCAAGCGACGCCCUGGCGGCGGCGCGGUCUGCAGAGACUUUGAAGUUCCUCCUCUUCCAGUUUGCGACUCUGUCGCUGAUUGCAGGGUCGCUCAAACUCCCCUUCUUCGCCUCUUCACUUUCCAGUGCUGCGCUCUACCAGGCUUGUCGCUCGAAUCCAGAGGCGUCUGUGUCGCUGAUCAUGGGCAUCAGACUUCCACAUAAAUUCCUGCCCUACGGCUUGGCCGCCGUUGACGUCUUGCAUGCUCAGGACCUCCGCGCCGCCGUCCCGGGUCUCCUGGGAGUCUGUUCAGGCGAGCUCUACUGGUUUCUCACGCAGACCCUCCCGCUGCGCCUUGGCGGGCCGCGCCUGCUGGAGACGCCGCGAGCGUUUCAGCGGUUCUUCAUGCGACUGAAGAAGUCGACCUCCGAGAAGAAUUCGGGCAAAUGACGCUUUUCUCUGCUCAUCCGAGACUUUUUUUUGCCAGUAUUUUCUCUUGACUUUUACUUUGUUUCCCUGUAGAGAGGUGCAUUCCGGGUGUCUGUACUUCUCGCAACGCUUGUGUCUUCUCACUGCUCGUAACAACCCAACAGGAACACCGACUUCGUUACCGGCACCACCG
Messenger RNA from Toxoplasma gondii ME49, 2997 nucleotides. RefSeq lists its product as hypothetical. Lineage: Eukaryota; Apicomplexa; Conoidasida; Eucoccidiorida; Sarcocystidae. The record is from RefSeq and is a predicted model, not a curated record. Bases 663 to 2825 code for a protein of 720 amino acids. The transcript is spliced from 2 exons. Gene Ontology annotation, molecular function: misfolded protein binding; ubiquitin-specific protease binding. Gene Ontology annotation, cellular component: Hrd1p ubiquitin ligase ERAD-L complex; endoplasmic reticulum membrane. Gene Ontology annotation, biological process: endoplasmic reticulum unfolded protein response.